GAGCCGCUUGCGAACUGUUUGGGCGUUGCAAGAAGGUGUGAUCGUGUAUGAUUCUUUGCCUUCUCGCUCUUGUCGGCUGAGUUUCUCGAGCAUUCUUCACGAUGUCUGCCUCCAAAUCAGGCAGAGCUAUCACUGAAAUGAAGGCCCGCCGUUUGAGCGCGCCAGCGAGGAGCAAAGCAGUCCGUAGACCCGACGAUGUUCUACGAGAUGUGCGCGGUCUAAAGCUUCGCCAGAGAGUGUCCCUUGUUCUCAACGACAAGGUUCUACGUGAAGAAUUAGAGGAUAUCGUCGAAAAUUUCGUGCACAAUGGACCACGUCCAGCCAGCGAAGGCAUUCGCACUUACCAAGACUUCCUUGUACCAUCGUAUAGUGGAGGAAUGGCCGGCGGAAUGGUCACUCCGAUUGCAGAUAUUCGUGGUUCCGAUACCCUCAACUACUCGAAGCAAGAGCGGCUACUACGUUGCAAGCUCGCCGCAGUCUACCGUCUUGUAGAUUUGUUUGGCUGGUCUAUUGGGAUCUAUGGCCAUAUAACUGCUAGAGCCUCGAACGACGAGGACCACUAUCUUCUCAAUCCUUUCGGCUUGUUAUACAACGAAGUGACUGCUUCAAGCCUAGUCAAGGUGGAUUUCGCGGGCAACAUUGUCGACGGUGGUAGCACAAACCUCGGCGUAAACCGAGCCGGUUUGGUUCUUCACUCGGCAGUACACAGUGCAAGAAAAGAUAUCGCCUGUGUCAUUCACAUCCAUCAGCCAGCCUGUGUAGCGGUUGCUUCAACAGAGUAUGGAAUCCUACCAAUCACCCAAGAGGCAAGCAUGCUUGGAGAGAUCGCCUACCACGACUUCCGAGGAAUCUUGCUAGAUGAGAAUGAAAAAGAUGCCAUAAUAAAUGAAUUAGGAGAAAAAAGCAAGGUGAUGGUGCUGCGUAACCAUGGAAUGGUUAUUGCAGGUGACACAAUAGAAGAAGCUUUCAUGCUUGCACACAUGUGUGUUCUGUCUUGCGAAUAUCAGGUGCGAGCUAUGUCUGCUGGAGUUGAUAAUCUGAUCAAAGUUAGUGAGCAAGUACGGGAGAAAGUGUUGGAGGUUACAGGUGGAGAAAAUAUCACAGACUCUAAAGGCUCCAAGUGGAAGCACGGAGAACUGGAGUUUGAAGCCUGGAUGCGAAUGCUUGACUCUAGGGGUUAUAGAACAGGUUAUGUGUACAAGAACCCUGAAGUCUUUGUCAGCGACAAAACACAAGCCCGGGAUGUCACCUCGCCAGCAACCACCACUUCAACACGUGCACAACUGUUUUUCACACCUGAUAGCGACCAGAAAGGUGUCAGUCGGUCUCAUUCAACUGGCCGUGCAAACACGUACCGCAACCGCCUUAAGUGGUUGAACACCCCCGUCAAGUCCACUGAGUACAAGAAAGAUGAAGACAAAUUACCAGAGGAGAAGGAUGAGUCCAUUAUUAUCAAGGAUCAGAAACCAGAGAAGAAAUAUAAGGAUGAUGUCAAGGAGAAGGUAGAUGAUGUGAUCAUUCAGACAAAGCAUGUUACAGUCCAAGAAUCCUCUCCCGAUUUUGAGAAAGGAGCCUUUGAUGAAGAAGACAGAGAGGGUGUUGUGCACAAAAAGGAGGUCAAGCAGACAACAGUAGUAGUGACAAGAGUCACAGACAAGGAUGGAGAAAGAAAGGAAGAAACCAAGGUCACAGAGAAUAAGCAAGUGUUUAUCGAUGGCAAAGAAGUGGAGGCCCUGAAACCUCCAGGGGAUGAAGACGAAGAUCAUGAUGGUGAGAAGAGCGAUGAAGCUGAUCACAGGGAUGAAGCCGAUGGCGAGGGAUCAUCACCAACUGCGGAUUCUCCCGAACCUGACAGCCCGACCAAGCCAGGACAAAAGGUCAAGAAGAAGAAGAGCUUUAAAGAUGCACUAAAGAAGAAAUUCAGCAAACGAGGCCGAGAUGAUCAACACGAAGAAACGAAAAAGGCAGAGUAAGCCUUCAACAGACAAUCUUUGGUGCUGUGAGCACUGUAUGGAACAGUUUUAUUUUAUGAGUGCUGAACUUAAAUGGUGGAUCAAAAGCAAUCAUUUGAAUUGAAAAAAAAUUAAGAGCUCUUACAGACAGAUUCAUCUGUUGAUGCGUUCUUGCCUUACAUCCCAAUUGGAUUAUUUCAUGGUCAGCUUAAUUUACAGUAAGACAUGUGCAGGAUUGCAUUUUUACCAUUUUUGCAUUUUUAAGUUAAUUCUGGUGACCUAGUCAAGGUGUAAAGCCAGAGCUUCCGCUAUAUUAGGUAAAUAAAAUAGGUCAUAAAGGUCAUUACCUUCUUCAGAAAGGUGUUUUAGCCUGGAAUAGCUCAUUACUAGAAGUGAUUCGCCCUGUGUAGUGUAAGUGAUCGCCCCAGAAGAAGAGCUUGGAAGUGCAAGUGUAGAAACACUCUACUAGUGCUGUGUUUCUAUUUUGUGCAAUUUGUGGUCCUUGUGACUAAAAGUGAUGCCAACUAAAGCUCAGAUGUUACCACUUAACUCUAGUCUCAUUCAUGUUGCUAAUAUUCUUUUAUCCCCCUUGGUUUGGGGCAUUCUUUUUUCAGUUUUUUUUUUUUUAACUUUCAUUAUUCUAAUUGUGGAAAUGUCCUACCAUUUGUGUUGGAGGCCAGGUAUAACCAAGCUCUUAACCCCUGGCACUGAGGGCAGGACUAUCCACUCUGAUAACAUUUCAUUUAUUCCCCAAUAAAUUUUAUUGUAUUUCUCAUACCCUCAGAUCAACAACUUUAUAUUUGUUGAUUUUAUCUCUAGAAAUGUGAGUAGUUCUUGAGAGUAUUCGUACGAGCCUCCAAGAAACUGGAAACUGUUUUUAUUUCUAUACUGUUUAGAGCAGAUAGUACUAAUAUAUAGAAAUAAUUAUAUUGUAAAGAACCUUGUUUUCAUUGGGAUAAAAACCAACUGAAAUUCACUGUCAGUAUUCAGUUAAAAUUGAAAUAAAGUAAGUUAUGAAUAAAGUCUAAAACAAGGUGAA
Messenger RNA from Nematostella vectensis (starlet sea anemone), 2991 nucleotides. Its product is annotated as alpha-adducin. Gene Ontology annotation, cellular component: postsynaptic density; plasma membrane; cytoskeleton. Gene Ontology annotation, molecular function: actin filament binding. The transcript is spliced from 8 exons. The record is from RefSeq and is a predicted model, not a curated record. The coding region runs from base 102 to 1973 and encodes 623 amino acids. NCBI's taxonomy places the organism in Eukaryota, Metazoa, Cnidaria, Anthozoa, Actiniaria, Edwardsiidae.